This is a messenger RNA of Populus euphratica (Euphrates poplar), 1802 nucleotides long. RefSeq names its product putative pentatricopeptide repeat-containing protein At5g59200, chloroplastic. The transcript has a single exon. The record is from RefSeq and is a predicted model, not a curated record. Gene Ontology annotation, molecular function: zinc ion binding; protein binding; RNA binding. Bases 238 to 1725 code for a protein of 495 amino acids. Lineage: Eukaryota; Viridiplantae; Streptophyta; Magnoliopsida; Malpighiales; Salicaceae. Gene Ontology annotation, biological process: RNA modification.
AGUUGAGAUGACAAAAGAACUAUCCUAGCCUUGAAUUGGAUCAGCCUGGGACUGGUCUAAUAACUAUUUAGAAGAGAGGUUCUCUGAUAUCCGAAACCAGCAAUACAAUUCAGCAGUCACGAGCCAUUGGAGUAUUGGAAUUUAUUACCCAAAACUACAAAAACCUUGUCUCACACUGGCAUGGCUGGCUCACCCAGAAAAUGAGAAGACGACACGUCUGAUAAGUACCAGGUACCGAUGAAUCAUUCGAGUUCCAUGUUAUCUUCUGUUGCAGGGUGCUCAGCUUUGCCGCCAAACUUAGGUACAAAGCCCAAAAACACUCCAAACAGAAGAAGACACUUCAUCUCUCUUCUACAAAAUUGCAAACACAAUAACCAAAUCCCACCAAUCCAUGCUAAAAUCAUAAGGAACCACCGUCACCAAGACCCCUUUGUUGUGUUCGAGCUGCUUCGUGUUUGCUCCAAUCUAAACUCCAUUGGUUACGCGUCCAAGAUCUUCUCCCAGACUCAAAACCCAAACGUCUAUCUUUACACUGCUCUUAUUGAUGGGUUGGUGUUAUCUUGCUAUUACACUGACGGGAUUCAUUUAUAUUAUCAAAUGAUCAAUUCAUCACUUGUGCCCGAUAGCUAUGCGGUCACUUCGGUUUUAAAAGCUUGUGGGUGCCACUUGGCUUUGAAAGAAGGUAGAGAGGUUCAUUCCCAGGUCUUGAAACUGGGUUUAAGUUCAAAUAGAUCGAUAAGAAUUAAACUAAUUGAGCGUUAUGGGAAAGGCGGAGCUUUUGAAGAUGCAAGGCAGGUUUUCGAUGAAAUGCCUGAAAGAGAUGUUGUUGCGUCGACUGUCAUGAUAAACUAUUACUUUGAUCAUGGGUUGGUUAAUGAGGCCACUAGUGUGUUUAGUUUGAUCAGGAUAAAGGAUACGGUUUGUUGGACUGCGAUGAUUGACGGGCUGGUUAGGAAUGGAGAGAGCAAUAGAGCUCUAGAGGUUUUUAGAAAUAUGCAAAGGGAGGAUGUAAUGCCUAAUGAAGUUACUAUUGUUUGUGUUUUAUCUGCUUGUUCGGAAUUGGGUGCUUUGCAGCUUGGAAGAUGGGUGCACUCUUAUAUGGACAAGCAUGGCAUUGAGCUCAACCAGUUUGUUGGGGGUGCUUUAAUCAAUAUGUAUUCCAGGUGCGGUGAUAUAGAUGAGGCGCAAAGGGUUUUUGAACAAAUGAAGGAGAAAAAUACUUAUAUUUUGCUAUCGAAUGCGUACUCUUCAUCAGGGAAAUGGAAAGAGGCUGCAGAAGUAAGAACAAAUAUGAGGGAGGAGGGAAUAGAAAAGGAACCAGGGUGUAGUUCCAUUGAAGUGAAUAAUGAAAUUCACGAGUUCCUUCUGGGAGACCUCAGACACCCCCAAAAGGAAAAGAUCUACAAAAAGUUGGAGGAGUUGAACGAAAUAUUAAGAUUAGAAGGAUAUACUCCAGCGACAGAGGUUGUGCUGCAUGAUAUUGAGAAAUCAGAAAAAGAAUGGGCUUUAGCAAUACAUAGUGAGAGGCUUGCUAUCUGUUAUGGACUCAUCUCAACUAAACCAUUGACUACAAUAAGAGUUGUGAAAAAUUUGAGGGUAUGUGAUGACUGUCACUUAACGAUCAAGCUCAUUUCAAAUAUUACAAGGAGAAAAAUAGUGGUGAGGGAUCGCAAUAGAUUUCACCAUUUUGAAAAUGGGGUUUGUUCUUGUGGGGACUAUUGGUGAGAUGAAGAUUAUAAAAGUCUAUAAAUGAUGUUAUUAUGCACUGUAACUUUUUUAUUCUUCUCCUCCUCCUCCGGAAA